This is a messenger RNA of Emiliania huxleyi CCMP1516, 1990 nucleotides long. RefSeq lists its product as hypothetical. Bases 1 to 1152 code for a protein of 383 amino acids. The transcript is spliced from 3 exons. The record is from RefSeq and is a predicted model, not a curated record. Gene Ontology annotation, molecular function: protein binding. Lineage: Eukaryota; Haptophyta; Isochrysidales; Noelaerhabdaceae.
AUGACAAACAACCCCGACAACGACGCGGGCAAGGCGCACUUCAAGGCCCGCCGGUUCGCCGAGGCGAUCGAGUGCUUCACGCGUGCCCACGCCAGCCUCCCGAACGACGCUCUGGUGCUUGGCAACCGGUCCGCGGCGUACUCGAGCCUCGGUCAGCACAGCAAAGCGCUCGCCGACGCGCAGGCCGCCGUCGCGCUCGACUACGCGUAUGUGAAGGGCUACUACCGCCAGGCGACGGCGCUGCUCGCGCUCGACCGAGCGGCCGAGGCUGCGCAGGCGGCCGAGGGGAGCGGGGAGGGGUCAGACGACGACGACGACGAGGCGGAGGAGGCGGAGCAGCAGCAGCAAGACGUCCGGAUGAGCGCGGAGGAGGAGGCGGAGCAGCGCAAGGCGCGCGCCGAGGCGCGCAAGGCGGCGGGCAACGGCCACUUCAAGGAGAAGCGCUACCGCGAGGCUGCCUCCGAGUACUCUCGCGCCAUGGAGAUUGACCCCGCCAACGCGACGUACCCGCUCAACCGCUCGGCCGCGCUGCUGCAGCUCAACGACGGGAAGCAGGCGCUCGCGGACGCGCAGGCGGCGCUCGAGCUGUCGCCCGGCCUCGUCAAGGCGCACGCGGUGCUGCGGCGCGCCGCCUGCAGACUCGAGCUGGAGCAGUACAACGAGGCGAUUGCCGACUAUGAGGAGGCGCAGCAGCUCGAGCCCAACGACCGCGGCAUCGCGCAGUCGUUGCGGCAGGCCAAGCUCGAGCUCAAGAAGAGCCUGCGCAAGGACCUGUACAAGGUGAUCGGCGUCGGCAAGCACGCGACCGAGAGCGAGAUCAAGAAGGGGUACCGGAAGAGCGCGAUGCAGUGGCACCCCGACCGGCACUCGGCGGGCACAGACGAGGAGCGCGAGGAGGCGGAGAAGCGUUUCAAGGAGGUUGGCCAGGCGUUCGACAUCCUCUCCGACCCGCAGAAGAAGCAAAAGUACGACGCCGGCAUGGACGUCGAGGAGAUCAACGGCGGUGGCGGCGGCGGCGGCGGCGGCCACCAGCACGUGGACCCGAUGGAUAUCUUUGCGCAGAUGGGCGGCUUCCCCGGCGGCGGCGGCGGUUUUGGCGGCGGCGGCAUGGGGGGGAUGCCCGGCGGCUUCAACUUCAGGCAUGGCUACUAGGGCGGGGCCGCCACGGGCCUCGCGCGCCCUCGCCGGCAAAGCCCUCCACCGCACGGUGCCGCGGGGGCCCAGCGCACACGCGCGCUGUGCAGGGCUUUGCGCGCUGCGCGCGCUUUCGGGGUCAAAGAUCUCGGCGCACGGAGAUGGCGCUGCCGCUGCGCGCUGGCCGCUGCCUGUGCCUCUGUCUGGCACGUGUCCGGCGGAAGCUUCGACUAUAUAUUCUAAAUGAGGAAGAGAAACCGCGUCGGUACGCUUGUCGAGACACGUUCAACCCCUCUUCUAUAUUAUCGGCGGAGGACGGGCAGCUGACGUGCAGGUGCAGGGAGUGCAGGCCCGCCCCGAGCUGUGAGGGCUCGCGCUCGCGGGGCCCCGCACACAUGCAUCUGCCAGCGCCACGGCCCAUCCGUCUAGGGAUGAAAACUGGACCCAAUCAAAACGACCAUGCUGCGAGCUCACGCGUUUGCCUCCAUCGACGACACCAGGUGAGACAAGAAGAAAUCCUCCGAGGCGGCGUCGGCGAUGUCCGUGAGGUCCUCGAGGCUGAGCGCCAGGCUGAGCGCGUCAUCGGACAUGGAGCUUGUGCGCGAAGUCGCCGGCAGUGGUGGCACCGGCCUCAUUCCGUGCAGGCUCAUGACGAGCCCCUGCUCGAGACCGUGCGAGCACCGCAAAGUGCUAAUAUCGGAAGCGGCGAUCGCUACGCGGCGCUGAAGCUCGAUCCACCUCGCAAAGGCGAAAUCAGGACGCUCGCUUUGGAUCUCAAUCCCCUUCUUGACAGCGAGAUGAACGGGAGUCUCUUUGGCUUGCGCCAUAGCUCUGUGGCGAAGCCCCCCGAGACCGA